This is a messenger RNA of Geodia barretti, 1065 nucleotides long. The record is from the annotation of a GenBank genome assembly. NCBI's taxonomy places the organism in Eukaryota, Metazoa, Porifera, Demospongiae, Tetractinellida, Geodiidae.
AUGUCAACUGCCUACAGUCCGGGCGUCGCUGCCGUCUGCAGAGAGAUAGUGCGCGAUCGCAGCAGAAUCUACGACCUCACCAGCAAGGGAAAUAUGGUCGCAGUCGUGAGCGAUGGCUCCGCUGUCCUUGGACUCGGCAACAUUGGGGCCGAAGGCUCGAUGCCCGUCAUGGAAGGCAAGGCGCUGUUGUUCAAGGAACUGGCAGACAUUGACGCAUUUCCCAUUUGCAUUGAUGCGCACGAAGCCGAUGAGAUUAUUGCCAUAGUUCGCGCCAUUUCUCCGACAUUCGGCGGAAUAAACCUUGAGGACAUAGCAGCGCCAAAGUGCUUUGAGGUCGAAGACGGCCUCCAAGACCUCGGCAUCCCGGUCUUUCAUGACGACCAGCACGGCACGGCGGUCGUAGUUCUUGCCGCGAUGGUCAACGCUCUUCGUGUCGUCAACAAGGAAUUCGCCGAUGUCAAGGUCGUGUUCAGUGGAGCGGGCGCGAGCGGAAUCGCCUGCUGCAAGAUACUCCAGGUGAUGGGCGUCGAGAACAUAAUCCUGGCGGAUACGCGUGGCAUCAUCUACCAGGGACGCGACAACCUGACACCCGCGAAAGAGGAGAUUGCGCUCACCACCAAUCCGGAAGGCAUCAAGGGAGAUGUGCAGGAAGCACUUAAGGGCGCGGAUGUUUUCAUCGGCCUCUCCGUAGCGAAUCUCCUUACUGCGGACGACAUACGCACAAUGAACAAAGACCCCAUCGUAUUGCCUAUGGCGAACCCCGACCCUGAGAUUCUGCCGGAAGAAGCUAUGCGCGGCGGAGCGGCAGUAGUUGGCACGGGCAGAAGCGACAUGCCCAACCAGAUUAACAACGUGCUCGCGUUUCCCGGCAUCAUGCGCGGCGCUCUCGAUGCGCGCGCCGAGCGCAUUACUGCCCGCAUGAAGGUCGCCGCCGGAUUCGCAAUUUCCGACCUCGUGCCAGAGCCAACGCCCGAAGAGAUUAUCCCCUACGCGCUCAACAAGGAUGUCGUUCCCGCCGUAGCCAAGGCAGUCGCCGACGCAUGGCAGGAAGACACCUCGCAAUAA